Messenger RNA from Nasonia vitripennis (jewel wasp), 3002 nucleotides. It is a transcript of the gene Gnptab, whose product is annotated as N-acetylglucosamine-1-phosphotransferase subunits alpha/beta. The record is from RefSeq and is a predicted model, not a curated record. Lineage: Eukaryota; Metazoa; Arthropoda; Insecta; Hymenoptera; Pteromalidae. The coding region runs from base 353 to 2665 and encodes 770 amino acids. Gene Ontology annotation, molecular function: UDP-N-acetylglucosamine-lysosomal-enzyme N-acetylglucosaminephosphotransferase activity. Gene Ontology annotation, cellular component: Golgi apparatus. Gene Ontology annotation, biological process: N-glycan processing to lysosome; carbohydrate phosphorylation. The transcript is spliced from 8 exons.
GCGGCGUUAUCGCUUGGAGUUUGGUUUGGAGAGCGAGCGGACUGCGUGACAGGAAGGGAAGUCUUUGCUGCUGCUGCUGCUGCUGCUGCUGCUGCUGCUGUAGUAGCAGAGAAGAAAACGCGCGGGAAAGAGAGAGAGGAAUGGAUAUCGUUGUAGGCAGAGGAAAGAAAGACGGAGAAUGCGAGAUAGCUACCUAUAGCUUGUAGUAGUAGUAGCACCUGCAUUAUAACAAAUAUGCACCGGUGGUGUCGUCGUCUCAGUCCGACUGGAGAAUCCGUCGAAAACGAGUGAGUCGAAAGAGGAGCAAAGCCGGCCGGUGCAGCGCUUGGAAAAUUUGCGCAUAAUUAUGUGAAUGGACGGCGCGCACUCCGUUUCGGAGCAAAGUAGCGAGGACGAUGCCGUCAAGAGGAAGCUGAUCACCGGGAGCGGUGUCAGCGCAAUGAGCGCUUGGAAGCUUGUGCAGAGGAGAUGCUACGAUCUUCUGUCCCACCGGUACUCGCUGCUCAUCGUGCUGGUUGCACUUACGUGCGUCUUCGUCGGGGUUGUGCAUUUCGGCGAGGUGUGGAUAGCAUGGAGCAAGGAGAAAUACAAGGCCGUUUUUCAUUCCUUCAACGACAACAUUCUAGGCAUAUCAUUCCAGAAGCAGCUCUGCCAGCAUGUACCCAUAGACGUGGUGUACACCUGGGUCAAUGGAUCGGAUCCACAGUUCCUUGAUAAUUUGAAGAAGUACGUGCCGGUGACCAAUGCAAACAGCGCUGCUUCCAGGUUUAGUGAUAAAGAUGAGCUGAGAUACUCUCUGAGGUCCUUGGAAAUGUAUGCUCCAUGGGUGAGGAAAGUGUACAUAGUUACUAAUGGACAAAUUCCAAGUUGGCUGGAUAUGGACAAUCCAAGGGUAUCUCUCAUAUCACACGAAGACAUAUUCACUAAUUUAAGCCACCUGCCAACCUUUUCCAGUCCAGCCAUAGAAAGUCAUAUACAUCGAAUACCUGGUCUGUCAAACAAAUUUCUUUACUUUAAUGAUGAUGUGAUGCUCGGUGCUGCAGUUUGGCCUGAAGAUUUUAUAACUUGGGCUUAUGGACAAAAAGUAUAUUUAGCUUGGUCAGUUCCCGACUGCUCAGAUGUCUGUCCAUGGGCAUGGGUUCAGGAUGGAGCUUGUGAUCCCACUUGCAAUACAACACUGUGUGAAUUUGAUGGGGGUGACUGUGAUGCUUCUGCUAUUGACACAACAGAGAGAGAAUUCAAUGAGGGUGAGAAUGACUAUCCAUACGGGUUUUUGCAAGAAUCUCGCGGCGAGGCAAAUCAAGCUGAAAGACUGCUGGAUGCUCUUAAACUAAAGAAAAAAUUGGAAUCUCACAAAGACGCGAACAAUUCUGAAUUGAUCGCUAUUCGCUCUUUGCUCUUCCAUCACGAAUCUCUUGAAGAUAAUCUAAGAAAUUUAGUUGUAAAUAGUAACAGAAUAGAAGACGACUCUGAUAUUUUUCCUAAAUUUGAUAGAGAUGACGAAAAAAUGAGUAGAGUAGUUUACAACGUAGACGAGAAGAUUCCCACGACUCAGUCACCUAACAUAUCUCGUGGCGUUAGCAAACGUUCAGCGCCUAAAUUAUUCGUUAACGAUGACAUUAUCAAUUUGGUACACGUUAACAAUACUGCAAAGAAUAGUAAACUGGUGUACGCGGGUCGUCAGAAGAAGAAGAGUAGAAAUCUUGAUACAUACGCUGAAUCGUUGCUGUAUGUAAAUAAAAUUUAUAACAAAGCGUACGGCUUGGAACGUCGUAGAGUACCUGCUCACAUGCCGCACUUGUUGGAUCGCACUAUUAUCACAGAGAUGCAAGAAAAGUUUGAAAGUGAAUUCGAUAAGACCUCGAGUCAUCGUCUCAGAGAUUCCGAAGAUAUGCAGUUUGCGUUUUCUUAUUUUUAUUUUGUGCUUAGUGAGAAGCGCUCCGUAUCGGCCGAAGAAAUAUUUGAUGCUUUCGAUACGGAUAAAUCUCAAACGUGGUCUGAUAGAGAAAUUAGAACUUUGCUAUCAAGAAUGUAUCCAUUACCACUUGACUACAGUUUAGUUGUUGAUUUCGGAAACGCAAUACACAAUUGUUCUCGACGAAUAGAUUUAAGUGGCAUCACUACACUGCCACCACCACCUGGCGAAAGAUAUUUAGAUUCCACUUUGCCUAUCGUCACCCGUGAACUAAUUUUAAGAUGCGACACAGUUGUCAACAGAAUACGCUCAAAAUUCGGUCGACUUGAUAAGUAUCCGCACAAAAUAAUUGAAGCCGGGAAGGAUGAAAUUUUUGAAAUGCUGACGAGUAACGUGUCGACUACAGUGAGAUUAUUGGAUGAGAUUCGGAGUGAUCCAAAAAAGUUUAUAUGUCUCAACGACGACAUGGAUCCACUUCGCCGCUCCGAGAACGAUUUGGUCCGAGCUCUCCUCAGUGACUUCUACCGCUCUCUAUAUCCCAUAAGAAGUAGUUUCGAACUUCCUGCCCAGUACCGAAAUCGCUUUACCCAUCGGCACGAACUACUAGAGUGGCGAGCGAAUCGCGCCAGAGCCAGAAACGUGAUGCUGUUGCUGAUAGUUCUCAUGCUCGGUCUAACUCUCUACCACGCGUUUCGCCACAAGAUGCGGAGGUUCUGCCCGAUUCGAACACUGCCGACUCUGCUCGUCUAACAUCAAGCAUCAUUCGGUCAAUACCAAAAUUAAUACUUCGUCGUAAUCUAGUCAAAUUAUCAAGGUGUUGUAAAUAUAAUCGAGUCAAUGAAUGUGCGUGACAAAAAGGUGUAAAGAAGCGUGUACAUAAAGUGAAGGAAGAGAUUGUCUUUAUUGAACUGAUCGAACAGAGAACAAGAUAUAGCUUUACAAUAUCACAAUCUAAUUUUCGCGAAAACUACGUGAUAUAAGAAUAACUAUUUAGCAUGACAACUGUGGAACAACGUUUUCUUUCGCACCAAGAUUGUUACAUGUACAAUUCCAAGAUUUUUAUUAAACCUUUUUCUGUAAAAGUGUA